Messenger RNA from Cladophialophora psammophila CBS 110553, 873 nucleotides. RefSeq lists its product as uncharacterized. The coding region runs from base 1 to 873 and encodes 290 amino acids. Lineage: Eukaryota; Fungi; Ascomycota; Eurotiomycetes; Chaetothyriales; Herpotrichiellaceae. Gene Ontology annotation, molecular function: oxidoreductase activity, acting on the CH-OH group of donors, NAD or NADP as acceptor. The transcript has 2 exons. The record is from RefSeq and is a predicted model, not a curated record. Gene Ontology annotation, cellular component: cytoplasm.
AUGGCUUUAAAUCUGCAAGGCAAAACAGCGCUCGUGACCGGUGGAGGCUCGGGCAUCUGCUUGGAACUUGUCAAGAAAUUGUUGGAAGAAGGAAGUAAUGUUGUUGUCGUCGACUUGGGAUUGCGGCCAGAGGCCGAAGAGGUGGUCAAACAGUCAAGCUCCGGUCCAGUGAAGGCCAAAUUCAUCAAAACAGAUGUCACAAAAUGGGAUCAGUUGCAGGCCAGUUUCGACUUCGCCAUGAAGGAAUUUGGCAGACUUGACAUUGUCGUCCCCGGAGCAGGCGUCUUUGAGCCCCCCUGGUCCAACUUCUGGCAUUUCAACACUGGAAAGGACACAAUUGCUUCCUCGUCAUAUCAGACAUUGGAGAUCAACGUCACCCAUCCGAUCCGAGCCACGCAACUGGCUAUUGACUAUUUUCUCCGCCAGAAGCUAGGUCACGGAGUCGUGGUCAUUGUGGCCUCGAUCGCAGCGCAGCUUGCACUCAUGCCAACGCCGAUGUACGCGGCAAGCAAACAUGCCAUGUCGGGUUUCACUCGGUCUUUGGCGGACCUGGAGCCCAAACUGAAUAUCCGAGUGAACGCUGUGGCCCCUGGCUGCGUCAAGACCCCUCUCUGGACGACUGAUAAACUGGUUUGGAUGGACGAAGAGACCGAUGCCUGGGUGCCUGCUGAGAAGGUCGCGCAGACAAUGAUCGACCUAAUCACAAAGAAAGAGAAUGUUGGGGGUACCGUGCUCGAAGUUGGCGUGGAUCUUGUACGACCCGUUCAUGAGCUGAACGACCCUGGUCCAUCGGGCAGGGGUCACACAGUGGGGAGGUUGGCUGCUGUUAGCAACGACGUAUUUAGCCUGAUUGCUCAAAACUUUGGGAAAUAG